This is a messenger RNA of Tigriopus californicus, 2407 nucleotides long. RefSeq names its product protein tamozhennic-like (gene tamo). The record is from RefSeq and is a predicted model, not a curated record. NCBI's taxonomy places the organism in Eukaryota, Metazoa, Arthropoda, Copepoda, Harpacticoida, Harpacticidae. The coding region runs from base 469 to 2202 and encodes 577 amino acids. The transcript has 6 exons. Gene Ontology annotation, cellular component: cytoplasm.
CCCAUAGGACGGAGUGGUUUGUGGCCACAUGUCCGAGAAUCUCGAUAUCUGACACUUGACAGGCAGACGAAAAACCUCAUUGAACGGUUGGGUUGGGUGGUUGGGUGGUUGAGGCAACAAAAGUGGAUGAACCCAGGGUGGGACUCGGUUUAGAUCCCGGUCAGGCCUGGUGGGGCCCAUUGGACGGCAGCCUCACUUAAUAGCUCGCGAGUAAGGCUCUAAGGCUGGCUGAUUGGCCUUGAGCCAAAGGGAAAGUCCGCGACUAUUUUUCGCUACCCAAUCGCUCUCGACUUUGGCGUGUGGCCAACAAAAUCGUCAAAAUUCGCCACUUGAUUCUGGUCGGCUUGGGGUGGAGGAUAGAGUGCGAGGCUGGCUGGCACGCGCUUUGACCUAUAAACUGGCUGUGAGGCUGCGAGGCUGUGAGGCCACUUGGAUCUGAGUGGCGUUGAGCGAGGGACCAACGCAUGAAUGGCCGCUGCUUUUUCCGGCCAGAAUAGCUUAGCCAUGGUGGGUGUCUCGCAUCACCACGCCCCUUAUCGGCCUUAUGCUCCCCCGGGACCGACACCGGCUUCCAUGAGCCCGUCCAUGGCUUUGACGGCUGAGUUGUGGCUCAAGAUCGAUCAAUUGCAUCUGAAUUAUUUGCGGGCCGAGGAAAAUACCAAAAAGUUUGACAUCCGCAAGAAGUUGGAAGGGUACAUUCAUCAAUAUUUGUGCUUGGUGCCGCACGAGCGCAAGUUCUGCAACCCGUUGACGGCUCAGGUCAUUUAUGAGAGUGCCCGUUGGGUGCCCGACUUUUCCGCGCUCAAAGCGGCUCAGGCCUUCGAGGCCUUGGAGACGUAUGCGGCCAACUUGAUCAACCAGCCCUGGCGGCCUGAGUUUAAGGAGGUCAAGCAAUACGGAGGCUUUUAUCAGCACAACAUUGAAAGUGCUUUAAGUGGAGCUGAAAGGUUGUUCACUUUGAUGGGAUAUCGAGCCACGGGUCAAAAGUCUCUGUCGCUCGAAGGACCUGUGGAACAAGAUGCCGUCACCAAAGUCGCCCGAGAUUGCAUUCUGGCUUACAUGGAAUGCCAGAUCAUUGUCAGCAUCGUGCAAGGCGUGUCGGCUCAAUUUCCGUGCUCUUGUGAGGAGGCCAUGAACUUCCGCCGGGAACACAUUAGUACGCCUGAGCAAGCCAUCCGAUCCAUUGCGUACUUGAAGAAUCAGCAAUGUUAUCAAAAUAAUCGCUCAAAUGGAGCGAGCACUGCACCUCUAAGGACGCCCAAUGGCAGCGAAUUCAAUCCGUUCCAAUCGUCCUUGCCUCAUACUACAUCGUCCGCCGGCACAAUGUACUCGGCUCAUAGUCAAAACGGCCAUUCCACCGUCAUUCCAACUGGACGAUUGGUGGAUGUGGAGCACAAGUCAGACGUGAAUCAUCGCCGAGGAUCAUCUCCUAGCGGUCGAAGUGAUGCCAGCUAUCCGCAAAAUGGACCCAUCCCGAUCACGGUCCAGCACUUGGAAGAGGAAAACCGCCGAAAAUCUCUCGGCAACGGUCUGCCCGAAAAUGGCAUCGGUGGCAACUACGAAUCUUGGGACUACGUCUACCGACAGUUGGAAAAUAUUGGGUACACCAAGGACCAGGCUGAACGGCCGGAUGUCUUGGCUUUACUAAACAAAGUAAGUAUGGCCCGACAAAAGAGUGAACGAGCGGGAUCUCGUCACGACGUCCUGAGCCCCUUGUCCAUGGAGGAAAAAGAGCUUCUAAAACAGAUCCAGCGGACCCAUAUCUCGUCCACGGGACCUGUUCAACCAGAGGAUCCGGGAUUCGAUGAGGCAGAUGCGGUUCAUCGACGUUUUCGACGAAGCUCCGGCGACCGAGAUCGUCAUCGAGACUCUCAUAAACGGCGAAGCACUCAAGGAGACCUGCGCAAAAGCCAACGCCAUAGUCGACCUCUCUCGCCUCCCGAAGUUGACACGACCUCAAAACCGAAGAAUGGAUGGCAAUGCCACGCCUGCACUUUUAACAAUGGCUGUAAAGUGGAUAUUUGCGAAAUGUGCGGAAAAUCGCGGAACUCUCCGGAGCUCCUGAAGUCAAGCACGACGGCGACCGAUUCUUCCGAUCAAGAGGACACGAUCUCGUGUCAAAAGUGUACUUUGCUAAAUGACCGCAAGUUGAAAACUUGUGACGCGUGUGGAGCCAGUCUGCACAAGAAACGAAUCGAUUGAGUGAUCGAAUGCCAUCCUCACAUGAAUUUUUAUUCACACACCUGUUUAAUAUCUAACCUUUUUAUUGAAUGAAUCAAACGGCUUUCUCUAAAUUAUACUUUAUACAACAAAUAUGUAAUCAUCGAUAUUGUAUCCUAAUUUGAAUUUGUACCUAUUCAUUCAUGUUUGUGACAAAGAAAAUUUUAAUACAACUAAAGAAAAACGA